Balaenoptera ricei (Rice's whale) is the source of this 2600-nucleotide messenger RNA. RefSeq names its product histone deacetylase 2 (gene HDAC2). The transcript has 14 exons. The record is from RefSeq and is a predicted model, not a curated record. Gene Ontology annotation, molecular function: histone deacetylase activity. The coding region runs from base 273 to 1739 and encodes 488 amino acids. Lineage: Eukaryota; Metazoa; Chordata; Mammalia; Artiodactyla; Balaenopteridae.
GUGGUUUGGCUGCCCCCUCCUCCUCCCCAGUGUCGCGAGUUGGCGCCGCUGCCACCCCCCGGUCCGCGCUCUUGGCCACUCGGCCGGGCGGUACCGAGCCCUCCCGGCACUCCCCUCCUGUCUUCCCUCCGACCCUCCGGCCUGCCUUUCCCCGCGGCACUGCCACCCCCACACCUUCGCCCCAGCCCUCUUCUCUCCCCGCCGAGCCGCGGCGGCAGCAGCAGCAGCAGCAGCCAGAGGAGGAGCCGGAGGCGGCGGUGGCCGGGGAGCCCAUGGCGUACAGUCAGGGAGGCGGCAAGAAGAAAGUCUGCUACUACUACGAUGGUGAUAUUGGAAAUUAUUAUUAUGGACAGGGUCAUCCCAUGAAACCUCAUAGGAUCCGCAUGACCCAUAACUUGCUGCUAAAUUAUGGCUUGUAUAGAAAAAUGGAAAUAUAUAGGCCCCAUAAAGCCACUGCUGAAGAAAUGACAAAAUACCACAGCGACGAGUACAUCAAAUUUCUGCGUUCAAUAAGACCAGAUAACAUGUCUGAGUAUAGUAAGCAGAUGCAGAGAUUUAAUGUUGGAGAGGAUUGUCCAGUGUUUGAUGGACUCUUUGAGUUUUGUCAGCUUUCAACUGGUGGUUCAGUUGCUGGGGCUGUGAAGUUAAACCGACAACAAACUGAUAUGGCUGUUAACUGGGCUGGAGGAUUACAUCAUGCUAAGAAAUCAGAAGCAUCAGGAUUCUGUUAUGUUAAUGAUAUUGUGCUUGCCAUCCUUGAAUUACUAAAGUAUCAUCAGAGAGUCUUAUAUAUUGAUAUUGAUAUACAUCAUGGUGAUGGUGUUGAAGAAGCUUUUUAUACAACAGAUCGUGUAAUGACUGUAUCAUUCCAUAAAUAUGGGGAAUACUUUCCUGGAACAGGAGACUUGAGGGAUAUUGGUGCAGGAAAAGGCAAAUACUAUGCUGUCAAUUUUCCAAUGAGAGAUGGUAUAGAUGAUGAAUCAUAUGGGCAGAUAUUUAAGCCUAUUAUCUCAAAAGUGAUGGAGAUGUAUCAACCUAGUGCUGUGGUGCUACAGUGUGGUGCAGACUCACUAUCCGGUGAUAGACUUGGUUGCUUCAAUUUGACAGUCAAAGGUCAUGCUAAAUGUGUAGAAGUCGUAAAAACUUUCAAUUUACCAUUACUGAUGCUUGGGGGAGGUGGAUACACAAUCCGCAAUGUUGCUCGAUGUUGGACAUAUGAGACUGCUGUUGCCCUUGAUUGUGAGAUUCCCAAUGAAUUGCCAUAUAAUGAUUACUUUGAGUAUUUUGGACCAGACUUCAAACUGCAUAUUAGUCCUUCAAACAUGACAAACCAGAACACUCCAGAAUAUAUGGAAAAGAUAAAACAGCGUUUAUUUGAAAAUUUACGCAUGUUGCCACAUGCACCUGGCGUCCAAAUGCAAGCUAUUCCGGAAGAUGCAGUUCAUGAAGACAGUGGAGAUGAAGAUGCAGAAGAUCCAGACAAGAGAAUUUCUAUUCGAGCAUCAGACAAACGGAUAGCUUGUGAUGAAGAAUUCUCAGAUUCUGAGGACGAAGGAGAGGGAGGUCGUAGAAAUGUGGCUGAUCAUAAGAAAGGAGCAAAGAAAGCUAGAAUUGAAGAAGACAAGAAGGAAACAGAGGACAAAAAAACAGAUGUUAAAGAAGAAGAUAAAUCCAAGGACAAUAGUGGUGAAAAAACAGAUACCAAAGGAGCCAAAUCAGAGCAGCUCAGCAACCCUUGAAUUUGAGAGUCUCAUCACUUUCAGUGAGAAAAUAUUGGGAAGAAAAAUGUUUUCUUUUUGAAGACUUCUGGCUUCAUUUUAUACUACUUUGGCAUGGACUGUAUUUAUUUUCAAAAUGGCUUUUUUGGUUUUGUUUUUCUUGGCAAGUUUUAUUGUGAGUUUUCUAAUUACGAAGCAAAAUUUCUUUUCUCCACCAUGCUUUAUGUGAUAGUAUUUAAAACUGAUGUGUUAUUAUGUCAAAAAACUGCUCUAUUAAAGAAGUAAUUGGCCUUUCUGAGCUGAUUUUUCCAUCUUUUGUAAUUAUCUUUAUUAAAAAAUUGUACUUGGAUUGUCUUUUGUCUGUUUAUUACAUCAUGGAGUCUUUUUUCGUAGGCUAAUGACAUGACUGUUUCUGUAGAAAUAGAAUACACUAGAGGUGGAAGAUACUGAUUUGCAACUUCAAAGACAUCCAUAAACUAUUUCUUCAGGAAAUUACUGUAUUUACAGUAAUUAUUAUUUCUUAAUGUAAUAGGAGUUCUACAGUCUUGUUCUCUAUAGAUUAACCAGUCAAUGUUGGUGACAAUUGAUAUCUCAUUAUCAUAAUUUAUCUCUGAAAUUAAUGAUACAAGCUAUGCAAUUGAGAUAUAGGAAUUAUCUUUGAGCUGAACCAAAGAUUCUCAAAAACUGGAAAUGGAGAUUCUGAGUUAAAAGAAGAAAUCCAUAAUCAGAAAAGGAAACUAUAUAGCUUCCAUACUGAGCUAUAUGUGACUCUUGCCAAUCCCUACUAUAUACCAAGUAGACAAGAAAUUGUAUGGUUGUGUUUUACCAGAACUUUCCUGUGUUUAUAUUAAGGCUAAAAUAAAACCUGCUGUUUAGACAAAA